This is a messenger RNA of Bemisia tabaci, 2260 nucleotides long. NCBI's taxonomy places the organism in Eukaryota, Metazoa, Arthropoda, Insecta, Hemiptera, Aleyrodidae. The record is from RefSeq and is a predicted model, not a curated record.
GCCGAACCGGCCAAUGUAUCAGGCUGGUAGAGACCCAGUCAAAGAAGAGCAGACCCUAAUGUGGGCGCAAAACACCUACCUGAAUGUUGAAUCUGGGAUCCAUUCAGGAACAACAACUCAAGCCUCCUCGGUCAUUGCUGGUAAAGAGAUGGACACAGACCAACUCAUGUUCGACUUAGAUCAUGAGUUCAAUCAAGAAGUGUAUCAGGCUGGUAGAGACCCAGUCAAAGAAGAGCAGACCCUAAUGUGGGCGCAAAACACCUACCUGAAUGUUGAAUCUGGGAUCCAUUCAGGAACAACAACUCAAGCCUCCUCGGUCAUUGCUGGUAAAGAGAUGGACACAGACCAACUCAUGUUCGACUUAGAUCAUGAGUUCAAUCAAGAAGAAGUAAAACAGCAGCUGAGUCAAACUGGCGGACAGCAGGUCAGAGGGGCCAUGUUCCCUGAAACUUUGGAAGAAGGAAUGCAGAUUCCUUCCACGCAAAUGGAUCAAACGCGCCCAGCACCAGUUGAACACUCAGUUGGACCAUCCCAAAUGCUCAAGCACGCAAUGAACAGCUUGAUGAACAGUUAUCAGGAUGACGCUGACGUAGCUACCCAUGCAAUUCCUGAACUGACUAAGCUUUUGAAUGAUGAAGAUCAUGUUGUCGUUUCUCAGGCAGCCAUCAUGGUGCACCAGCUAACCAAGUCAGAAGCUUCAAAACAUUCCGUCAUGAAUAAUCCUCAGAUGGUGACAGCCCUUGUCCGAGCUGUAUCUAACUCAAAUGAUUACGAAACCACCAAAGUUGCAGUUGGCGCUCUGCACAAUCUGUCUCAACACCGCCAGGGUCUCUCAGCCAUUUUUAAGAGUGGAGGAAUCCCUGUGUUAGUCAAACUGUUGAGCGCUCCAGUAGAAAGUGUGCUGUUCUAUGCCAUCACAACCAUUCACAACUUGCUUUUGCAUCAAGAAGGAUCAAAAAUGGGUGUGCGACUCGCGGGUGGCAUCCAGAAGAUGGUCGCGCUCCUACAGCGGAACAAUGUCAAGUUUUUGGCCAUAGUCACGAAUUGUUUGCAAAUUCUAGCAUGCGGGAAUCAGGAAAGCAAGCUUAUUAUCUUUGCCUCAGGAGGACCCAUCGAGUUGGUUCGGAUAAUGAGAAGUUACGACUAUGAGAAGCUGCUUUGGAUGACCUCUCGUGUAUUGAAAGUUUUGUCUGUGUGUCCAACCAACAAACCGGCAAUUGUGGAAGCUGGAGGCAUGCAGGCUUUAUCCAUGCAUCUCGGGCAUCCCAGCAUGAGGGUGGUCCAGGAUUGUCUGUGGACACUACGGAAUCUGUCAGAUGCUGCCACAAAUGUUGAUGGCUUGCACGGGCUUCUCCAAUCCCUUGUGCAUCUCGUCGACAGCGAUGAUGUCAAUGUUGUUACUUGUGCCGCUGGGAUCCUGUCGAAUCUUACCUGUAACAAUCAGCGCAAUAAGAUGACUGUUUGUCAAGUUGGAGGAGUAGAGGCUCUAGUCCAAACAAUCAUGAAUGCUGGGGACUGUGAAGAUAUCAUUGACCCAGCGAUUUGUGCUUUACGGCAUCUAACCUGCCGCCAUGCAGAUUGUGAGCUGGCCCAAAAUGCUGUCCGCAUGAACUAUGGUAUACCUGUCAUAGUCAAGUUGUUGGAGCCAACUUCUAGUUGGUCAUUGGUGAAAGCCGUUGUUGGACUGAUUCGCAACUUAGCUCUCUGCCCAGCAAACCAUGCAGCCCUUAAAGAGCAUGGAACGCUGCAACAGUUGGCUCAGCUCCUCGUCCGUGCGUUAGAAGAUAACCGUUAUAGUAGAGCUGAAAUCGAAAAUGUACAACGCACUGCUGCAGGAAUUCUCUGUGACCUUACGACUGACAAUGAUGGUGCUGAAAUGAUCGAGCAGGAAGACGCCUCUGCUCUCCUUACCGAGUUGUUUCAUUCAUAAUGGACCCCUAGAUUGAGUACGAAAUUAAACACCGCAAAAUAUGUUAUUUUAUCAAAAUUUCAUGAAGAACUUGAUGGAACAUGAACCAUUUCCUAAUGCCACCCAAAAGUAAGAGACAAGCGUUCUCCAUGUACAUCAAUUCAAACUUCCUGCCCACUGGAAAAAAAAAGAGUUUACUUGAGUCAAAUUAAUCAAAAAAUUAAUAUCAGCUUAUUUACGAAAAGAGACUUUUUUCCUUGCAGUGAAUUAGUCUAGACAAGUGUAUGAGCUCUGUGAUUUAUAAAACAAUCAAACUGUGACUAAAUACAAUCAUUACCUCACAAAGAGGCU